UCUCAGCUGUGCAAGCUAGAGAAAAAAAAAAAGAAGUGGCCAGGCGCUAGCUGACACUGACAGGCACACUGCAGCAGACAGCUAGCCUUUUAGCCUUCAGCUAACCAGUAACUACUGCAAACAUGCAGGAAUGGGCGAACCAGCUAUGCGAGAAUCGACAAUUUGGAUCCAAGAUGACGGACUCCAAGUACUUCACCACUACUAAGAAAGGGGAGAUCUUUGAGCUCAAGGCAGAGCUAAACAGUGAUAAGAAAGAGAAGAAGAAGGAGGCUGUGAAGAAGGUCAUUGCAUCUAUGACAGUGGGCAAGGAUGUGAGCGCCCUGUUUCCAGAUGUUGUGAACUGCAUGCAGACGGACAACUUGGAACUGAAAAAGCUUGUCUACCUCUACCUGAUGAACUAUGCCAAGAGUCAGCCAGACAUGGCUAUCAUGGCUGUUAACACCUUUGUAAAGGACUGUGAAGACCCUAACCCUCUAAUCCGGGCCCUUGCUGUGCGUACAAUGGGCUGCAUCCGUGUGGACAAGAUCACAGAGUACCUCUGUGAGCCCCUGAGGAAAUGCCUAAAGGACGAAGACCCAUAUGUGAGGAAGACAGCUGCUGUGUGUGUAGCAAAGCUCCAUGAUAUCAACGCCCAGUUGGUGGAGGACCAGGGCUUCCUUGACACCCUUAAAGACCUCAUAUCGGACUCCAACCCCAUGGUUGUAGCAAAUGCAGUGGCAGCGCUGUCUGAGAUAGCAGAGUCUCACCCCAACAGUAACCUACUGGACCUGAACCCUCAGACCAUCAAUAAGUUGCUGACAGCUUUAAAUGAGUGCACAGAGUGGGGGCAGAUAUUCAUUCUCGACUGCCUGGCCAAUUACACACCUCGUGAUGACCGUGAGUCCCAAAGCAUCUGUGAGCGUGUAACUCCGCGGCUCUCACAUGCCAACUCUGCAGUGGUGUUGUCAGCAGUUAAAGUUUUGAUGAAGUUCAUGGAGAUGCUGCCCAAAGACCUGGACUACUAUGGCACCCUGCUGAAGAAGCUGGCCCCUCCACUGGUCACUCUCCUCUCUGCUGAGCCGGAGUUGCAAUAUGUGGCCCUCAGAAACAUCAACCUCAUCGUACAGAGACGCCCAGAGAUUCUGAAACACGAGAUGAAGGUUUUCUUUGUAAAAUACAAUGACCCAAUAUAUGUCAAACUGGAGAAGCUGGAUAUCAUGAUUCGCCUAGCAUCUCAAGCCAAUAUUGCUCAGGUGCUGGCUGAGCUGAAGGAGUACGCCACUGAAGUGGAUGUGGACUUUGUCCGUAAAGCGGUCAGAGCCAUUGGCCGCUGCGCCAUUAAAGUAGAGCAAUCAGCAGAGCGCUGUGUCAGCACACUGCUCGACCUCAUCCAAACCAAGGUCAACUAUGUGGUGCAGGAGGCCAUUGUCGUCAUCAAGGACAUUUUCCGCAAAUACCCCAACAAGUACGAGAGUGUGAUUGCCACUCUGUGUGAGAACCUGGACUCCCUGGAUGAGCCGGAGGCACGUGCCGCCAUGAUCUGGAUUGUGGGAGAGUAUGCUGAGCGCAUUGACAAUGCUGAUGAGCUUCUGGAGAGCUUUUUGGAGGGUUUCCACGAUGAAAGCACUCAGGUGCAGCUGCAGCUACUGACCGCAAUCGUCAAGUUGUUCCUGAAAAAGCCCACAGAGACCCAGGAGUUAGUGCAGCAGGUGUUGAGCCUAGCCACACAGGACUCUGAUAACCCAGACCUCAGGGACCGUGGCUACAUCUACUGGCGUCUGCUCUCCACAGACCCCGUGGCCGCUAAGGAGGUGGUUCUGGCUGAGAAGCCCCUGAUCUCUGAGGAGACAGAUCUGAUUGAGCCCACACUGCUGGAGGAGCUUAUCUGCCACAUUGGUACUCUGGCCUCUGUCUACCACAAGCCUCCCAGUGCCUUUGUAGAGGGCAGUCGUGGCGUUCAGCAUAAGAGACUCCCUGGCAGUGCUGGAUCUGGGGAGAGUGUUGACAGCCCCGACACAGUUUCUGCUGCUGGAGUUUCUGAGGCGCCCCCUGCUGUCAUCCCAUCCCAGGGAGACCUCCUGGGAGAUCUGCUUAACCUGGACCUGACACCUCCUACCACCUCCGGACCACCUCCAGUCCCCUCCUCUGGGAUGCAGAUGGGUGCUAUGGACCUUCUUGGAGGAGGACUGGACAGCCUGAUGGGGGAUGAGUCUGAGCCGCCACCCAUUCCCCUGCGGACGGACACUCCUCAGUCACCUCAGCUCUCUCAUCAGUCCCCAUCGCCCCCAGAUUACAGCCCCACUGAGCUUGGCGGAGACCUUGGAGGAAGUCCUGCUAUGGGGGCUGCCUUUGGUGCUCCUCCAGCUGUGAUGCCAGCCUCUUUCAGUGCCCCUGUGAGUGGCGGUCUGGAUGAUCUGUUUGAUCUCGGAGGUGGAGUCGGUAUGCCUAUGGGAGCCUACAGCCCCCCUAAAACAAUUUGGCUUCCAGCCAUGAAGGCCAAGGGUCUGGAGAUAUCCGGCACUUUUGCCCGCCGUGCUGGUGUCAUCCAAAUGGAGAUGACCCUCACUAAUAAAGCAAUGAGUGUCAUGACUGAUUUUGCAAUCCAGUUUAACAGAAACAGCUUUGGUCUUGCUCCGGCUGGUCCACUCCAGGUUCUCACUCCUCUUAGUCCAAACCAGACUAUUGAAGUGGCCCUUCCCCUCAGUACUGUGGGACCUGUCAUGAAGAUGGAGCCUCUCAGUAACCUGCAGGUGGCCGUUAAGAACAACAUUGACGUAUUCUACUUCAGCUGCCAGUACCCCAUCAGCAUGCUGUUUGUAGAGGACGGGAAGAUGGAGCGACAGGUGUUCCUCGCCACAUGGAAAGACAUUCCAAAUGACAAUGAGGCGCAGUUUCAGAUCAAGGACUGCCAUCUCAACUCAGAUGCAGCCUCCAACAAACUGCAGGGUAGCAACGUCUUCACCAUAGCCAAGCGUACAGUGGAGGGCCAGGACAUGCUGUAUCAGUCAAUGAAACUCACCAAUGGCAUCUGGGUGUUGGCUGAGCUGAGGGUGCAGGCAGGAAACCCAAACUACACGAUCUCUCUGAAGUGCAGAGCUCCAGAGGUUUCCCAGUGUGUGUUCCAGAGCUACGAGGCGAUUCUGAAGAACUGAAAAACACCGCUACAUCGGCCCGGCCGCUGCCCUCACAGACUCCUGGCACCUUCUCCUGCUCUCCCUCACCUGACCCUCAAAACAUGUUACAACUUCACGGAGGGCAGGAGCCUCUUCCUGCUGUGCUGGGCCUGGAGGCUGCACUCUGUAUGUCAUUAAGCUGUUUAAUUAGGAUGGUUAAUAAUGAUUUUUGUCCCAUUUUGACCCCAUCAGUGAUUGCCCCCCCCUGAGACUGCAGAAAUUUCUGGUUCACUGCCUUUGGCUAUUCUGUCCCCUCUUUGUACGUUUGUUCACAGACAAUUUUCAGUUUCAGGACAAGAUAGAUUUUCUGAAUGAACACUGUCACCCUGAGCAGGUCCUCCACUCGUCCCUGCGUGGGCCACCUUGUGAUGACCUUUAUUCUUUUGGAGACAGACGGCUGUAUGACUUGUAUUCCUGUGACUGUUUCCUCUGCAUGAGCCUCUUUAAUCAUCAUCUAGCCCCAUUUCUCUGCAAAUUGGAGUCUAUUUUUAGUGUCUGCAAUCAGCAGGUGAAUCAUCACUGUCGGCGUAUUUAUUUAGGGAUCUUUCGAAUAAAAUGCGGCCCGAAAAAAGGCUUUAACUCUCCCUCCGCCUGUGUGAAGAGCAAGGUGGCUGUCCGGGCCUUAGAAGAGACACAUAAAUACUUACAAACUACACUAUUGUUGUCUUUGUCAUUUUGUAGAGUUUUCCUUUGUGUCAGUAGUUAGCAGUGGGAUCGGAUCCUCUGCUAUCCCUGAAAGCAGUGUCUGACGUGUGCUUGGAAUCUGUUGGUGUGUGUUUUUUCUUUUGAUUUUUACAUCAAUAUCUGGACAUUUUAUAGACUAGCAGCAGUCGUCCACUGCCUGCUCUCUUACUUAGUCAUUCCAUGGUUUAAUUUGUGUUUGUAGUCUUGUUAGUGUACAUGUGGCAAACUGGGAGAGAGCCUCAGGUGUGUCGGUGACAGCCACCAGCGAUCUCUCUGCUCCUCUGCAUCCUCAUAGCAGCUUUUGGAGUACCAUGGCCACCUGAGAUGAAGGCUCAGGUGAGAUCUCUCUAAACUCAUGAUGUCAUGGUUUACUUCUGAGUAAUAAGUGUGCGUGCAGGUAGCAGGUGUCUUAGCUGAAAGAAGGCUAGAACAACAUCCAGUGUCCUUGUUUUACCUGCAGACUCUGAGUCAUUACACUGAAGCCCUUUUUAUCGGCUCUACAGGAUGUAUGCACUUUAACACCUUGUAAAGAUUACAACAGAGGUGCCUGUGUAUUCUGAGUGUGUGUCUUUGUGUGAGGUGACAGCUGAUUCAUAUGAAAUGCUGUAAAAAAAAAUUUAAAAAAAGAAAAUGAAAUGUUUAAUCAGAUGCUCUUGAUUUACAUGAUUUUGUUCAUUGUGUGUACAUCAUUUGAAGAAGAACUAUUAAAAGUUGAUGAAUUCA
Molecule: messenger RNA, 4559 nt
Organism: Dicentrarchus labrax (European seabass)
Lineage: Eukaryota; Metazoa; Chordata; Actinopteri; Moronidae
Gene: ap1b1
Product: adaptor related protein complex 1 subunit beta 1
Exons: 24
Coding region: 123-3131 (1002 amino acids)
Biological process (GO): vesicle-mediated transport; intracellular protein transport
Cellular component (GO): clathrin adaptor complex; membrane coat
Molecular function (GO): clathrin binding
Source: RefSeq, a predicted model, not a curated record